Messenger RNA from Aureobasidium musti, 976 nucleotides. The record is from the annotation of a GenBank genome assembly. Lineage: Eukaryota; Fungi; Ascomycota; Dothideomycetes; Dothideales; Saccotheciaceae.
GCUAAGUCAAAAGCUAGCAACCAUGUCAACUCGCGAACCAAGUCACGCCGGAAGCUGGUAUAGCUCUUCCAAGUCACAACUCUCGAGUCAACUUGAUGGUUGGUUGUCCAAGGUCGAUACUCCAGUCAAACCUAUCGGCCAAGUUUCUUCUCAAGAAUCCUUGACCGCUCUGCCGGUCCCUGUNCAUGCCGGAUACUCCUACUCUGGCCCUGCAGCUGCUUGGGCCUAUCGCUCUUGGGACGUCUCAAAAGCAAAGCGAGUCUUNUUACUCGGUCCCUCCCACCACUUCUACCUUUCCAAAUGUGCCCUCAGUCAAUGCGCCAAAUACGCCACUCCCCUAGGAGAUUUGACAGUCGACACAAAAACCACACAGCAACUCUACGAUACCGGCAAGUUCCAAUGGAUGAGCAAGAGCGUCGACGAAGAUGAACACAGUCUAGAGAUGCAUCUUCCCUACAUCUACAAGAUGCUCUCCCGCUACUUCCCCUCUGAAUCUGCAUUCCCGAAACUGGUCCCUAUUAUGGUGGGAAACACCAACCCAGCAACCGAAAAACAAUUUGGGAAAUUGUUGGCGCCUUACCUGCAAGAUCCUGAGAAUGCCUUUGUCAUCAGUUCGGACUUUGCACAUUGGGGUUUGCGCUUCCGCUAUACUUAUUAUGAAGAUGCCUCUGGUGAUGCAAUCGACCUCUCCGCUCGCUCAAAAGCACCUAGCAAUCCUCAUAUCCAUGAAAGCAUCAAAAACGUCGACUUCCAAUGCAUUGAUGCUUGCGAGACGGGUAGUCAUGACAAGUGGCUGAAUAUGUUGGCGCAAACGGGCAACACGGUUUGUGGACGCCAUCCCAUUGGUAUUGUCAUGGCUGCCAUGGAGGAGGUGGACAGUCUUGCGCGAUUCAGGUUUGUGAGGUAUGAGCGCAGUAGUGAGUGUACCAAGGUCGAGGACAGUAGUGUUAGUUAUGCUAGCGCUUUUGCUGUUCUC